This is a messenger RNA of Gadus morhua (Atlantic cod), 4941 nucleotides long. RefSeq names its product probable G-protein coupled receptor 83. The record is from RefSeq and is a predicted model, not a curated record. The transcript has 4 exons. Gene Ontology annotation, molecular function: neuropeptide Y receptor activity. Gene Ontology annotation, biological process: neuropeptide signaling pathway. Gene Ontology annotation, cellular component: plasma membrane. Bases 177 to 1604 code for a protein of 475 amino acids. Lineage: Eukaryota; Metazoa; Chordata; Actinopteri; Gadiformes; Gadidae.
GAGAGAGAGGCACAGCGGAUUUAAAAGCUCCCACCUGACGAUCUAGCUUCACUUUCUUUGCUCUCACUAACUUCAGUCAUGCCGAAGAACGUCGCUUUGACCUGAUCAUCCUCCAACACACGCGAACUGAUCUCUGGUUAUCCUAAAGUCAAUCAAACAUAGAAAUACUUGGAAAUAUGACUGCUACACAAGUUGGAAUAACUUUGUUAUUUUUCACAGUUUCUGCGGGUUGCAUGGCCCGGAUUCUGGCCAGCGGGGUCAACGGCUCCUGUCUUUUCGAGGACCUGCUCUCCGGGAAGGGGCUGUCUAGAGGCUCGAACGGUUCGGACGAUUCUAACGGAUCCGCGGGGUUUUACCUCCUGGAUUUUGACGAAGGGACGCUCGCCGACUGGCGCUCUUUGGCCGACAAAAAGCGCUACGGGGGAGAGUCUCAGAACCGCAGCACCAAAGCGCUGCUGGUUUCCGCCUACUCGCUGAUCAUCGUGAUCUCCCUGUUCGGGAACACCAUGGUUUGCCACGUGGUCAUCAAGUCCAAGAGGAUGCACUCCGCGACGAGCCUGUUCAUCGUGAAUCUCGCGGUGGCGGACAUCCUCAUCACGGUCCUCAACACGCCGUUCACUCUGGUGCGCUUCGUCAACAGUAACUGGAUGUUCGGCAGGGUGAUGUGCCACAUCAGUCGCUUCGUCCAGUACUGCUCGCUGCACGUGUCCACGCUCACACUCACCGCAAUUGCUCUGGACCGACGCCAGGUGAUAAUUCAUCCUCUGCGUACGCGCAUGUCGUCGCUGAGGGGAGGCGUGUGGGUAGCAGUCAUCUGGAUGAUGGCCAGCUGCUUCUCCCUGCCGCACGCCAUCUACCAGAAACUACUGAGCUUUGCUUACAGGGGGCAGGAGCGCAGCCUGUGCGUCCCCGACUUCCCGGAGCCCUCGGACGUCUACUGGCAGUACAUCGCCCUGCUCACCUUCAUCCUUCUGUACCUGUUGCCGCUCCUCAUCAUCACGGCCGCCUACACCACGGUGGGCCGCCACCUGUGGCGGCGCAACGCCAUUGGCGACACCACCAUCACGCAGAACGCCAACCGGCGGCGCAAGCGGCGGCGGACGUUGGCCAUGCUGCUGCUAGUGGUGGGGGUGUUCGCCGUCUGCUGGUUCCCCCUCAACUGCUACGUGGUGCUGCUCUCCAGCCAGGCCAUCCACUCUUCCAACGCCCUGUACUUCUGCUUCCACUGGCUGGCUAUGAGCUCCACCUGCUACAACCCAUUCAUCUACUGCUGCCUCAACCCCACCUUCCGGCAGGAGCUGCGGCUGCUGGCCUCCGUCUUCCGGCGGCUGUGGCAGGCGCAGCGGGUGGGGGUGCCGCCGGCGGACCGCUCGGCCGGCGUGUGCGUGCCCUGUCAGAGGGCGGCGUGGCCCGACGGCAACGACGCCUCCUCCAGGCCCAGCCUGGGCUCCUCGCGGCCAAGCCACGCCUCCUCCCAGCCGAGCCACGGCUCCUCCUCCGUGUGCCCCUGCCACAACCCAAAGGACUCGCGAGUGCUUUUCCGGCAGGGGAUUUCUGGGAAAACCGACAUCUUGUCGGUGGAGCCCAUUGUGGCUCUGAGCUGAAGGAAGGGGUCGCGGAGUGUGGCUGAGACCGUAGAAACCCCCACGACUGCGACCUCUGUGGGGGGGGACGCUCCGGCUCGCUGGACGUGUGAGAGCGUUUGGACGCCCGUUCUGAAGGGAAUGUGUCAGGGGUUUGAUUCCCUGGCUGAGCGAGACACAUGUCAGCUCGUGGAUGUGGUAUGCGUGUGGUUGUGGUUGUACAGAAUGGGAGAAAGGACAAAGUCCUUGAUAUGGUGGUUGUACUGGACGUAAUGGUUUUUGGAAUGUCCUCAUUCAACCCAGAGAAGGCACUUAUGGUGCGUUUCCACCCGUGGUUGUGGUUCGCUUCGGUAUGAAUAGGUGCGGAACGGUUAGCAUUUCCAUCGCCAAAAGUGGGCGGGGUCCGGACUUAGCCGUACUUAUCUCUCAGUGCUCCUCGGUUUGGUUAGCAAGACAUCUGAAAGGGUGCCAACAAGUUUGAAAUACACGCCGUCCGUUGAUGGGUCGACAGAAUCGUCACUUCCGGGCGACAUGGGAAUAAAAACAAACAAACACAGUAUCCGCGAGGUGCUUAGUUUAUGAAGAAAAUGACCCGCAAAGGUUUGCCGUCCUUCUUGGACAUCCUACAUUGUUGCUCUUUGUUUAUAUUGUCACGUUCUUCAUUUUUUAAUUGGAUCAAUUAGCAGGCUGCACUGUGUCGGGCUGCUAUGAGUUCACGAUGCUUACUUAGCUGCCGCGGCUAUCGCCAUCCGGCUUAAACUCUGCCCUACCAUAAGGGUACUGUCUGCGAUGGAAAAGCAAGCCAUGACUGAGCUGCGCCUAACCGCACCUACACUACCAGACCUUAUCGUACUGGGCCCAACCGCACCUACACAACCAGACCUUAUCGUACUGGGCCCAACCGCACCUACACUACCAGACCUUAUCGUACUGGGCCCAACCGCACCUACACUACCAGACCUUAUCGUACUGGGCCCAACCGCACCUACACUACCAGACCUUAUCGUACUGGGCCUAACCGCACCUACACUACCAGACCUUAUCGUACUGGGCCCAACCGCACCUACACUACCAGACCUUAUCGUACUGGGCCUAACCGCACCUACACUACCAGACCUUAUCGUACUGGGCCCAACCGCACCUACACUACCAGACCUUAUCAUACUGGGCCUAACCGCACCUACACUACCAGACCUUAUCGUACUGGGCCUAACCGCACAGCCCGGUGGAAACGCGUCAUUAAAGACAGAGAGGAAAGGACUUCUCACCUUGACAACUAAUUUCUGGUCAAUAGUUCGUUAUGCGAUCGGUGCUCUCAUUCGUCUGUGAGCUUGACACCUUUGAAGGUCUCCUUUGAAGGCGACACCUUCAAACAGUGAGAACCAUAGACUACAUCACUGUCUCAGUAGGCCAUUCCAGCUAUUAGAUCUGAUCAAUAAUGUCAUCAACACACGCAAACACACCUAUAUGUUUAGUUCUGCCGUGAUAUCCUGUUUUAAUUGGAAAGGCUUUGAGCCACAGAAAAGUUGUACUGAUAACUUUUGAUGUGAGCCAUGUGAGCACAAACAGCAGGGAAUAGACUGGGCUAUUGUAACAGCUGGAGACUGAGACUCCGGAUCAAAAGAGUGUACAGUUCUGCAUUAAAACAUUCUCAAUGGGAGAAAACUAAAGAAAUGUGUGCUGGCCGAAUGUACCUAGACACUGUUUAAUUGUUCCUUGACAUAUAUUAUUUCCUAACCUUUCUUGUAAAAUAAGCUACAAUUUUUGGGGUAUUUUUUUAUUUAGGGCCUCUGAGUUAAUCGCAUAAAGUAUACCUGCUCUCUGUAUAACAAGAGAUGGAAGCGAUACUUAUGCAACCAAUUUUUUCCAUUUGCAGGAAUAAUGUCAACACUCGUAUAAUAGCGCCAUUCAGCAUCAAACACAAUAUAAACCAGCAUGAAAGAACUCCCCGUUUCUGUGUGUAACCCCCACGGUUGAUCAUUAGGCUUGGGCAGGACGGCAUAUCAUUGGUCACCUAGCAACCUUAAUAUACAUUAAUGUGCAAAGGUUACAAUGCCUUUGCACAUCUAAACUGAUCCGGCAAAACAUUCAGGGUGCCUUGAAUGCUGUUGACCAACGUAGACUUUGGUCUUAAGAUAUCCCUGAAGGGCCAUGUGAAGCACUAAGGUGCCAAGUGUGUCCAUUGCAAUUUGAUAUUCACCUCACAGCCAGUGAAAAACAUUGUUUAUUUUUGUUUUACAGCAUAUUUACUUGUGGAGUUAAUUUGGUAUUCAUGACUCAUUUGUUAUUAAUAGAGAUGUCUAAACAGAAAAUUAUCAAUUGAGCUAAUUUAAUAGAGUGAGCCUGUCUUUCUUUAAUUUUGUCUGUUAUUCCAUUUAAGCUGUUUCAGGGAGUCUGAAACUCAGGGACAUCUUUGGUUCACAUCUCAAAGGAGAGGGCAGCAGGAAAAUACCACAGCCUUGAAUGUCCUUUUAAGGCUUUUGCUGCUUACUUACACACACACACACACACACACACACACACACACACACACACUGUUUUCUGUAUAUUUAAUAUAUACAUAGCGGACUAGUUACCCAGGGAACAUCAGGCUCCAUUAACAUUAGUUUCUUCUCUUCACUCUCUCUCUGGCGUUCGGUCAGAAAGCAAGUCUGUGUCUCUCUCUCGCUCUCACUCUUGCUCUCUCUCGCUCUGUCUCUCUCUCCUCGCUCUGUCUCAGUAUCGGUCGUUAGAAGCGCAAUUUGGACUAUUGAAAAAAGUGGAAAAAUAAUUGCUGUUAUCCAGUCAACCGGAAAGGGCAAAAUCAAAUUUUGUUAUUGACUGAAUGCCCCCGAUAACCCUUUUAUCCCAGGGGUAUUCAUUUAACAUUUCAACAGUGUUCACUUUGGUCUACCUUCAGAACUUAUGGACCAAACAAAAGAUGAUUUCCGGUUUAUAUUAACAUAUUCUGUACGUCCUGGCGGGACACUCUAGUCAUGUGCCCCAAUCAGCUGACAGCUAACGCUGUCCAAUCAAACACAUGUACACUGAUAGGCGGUCAAUUUAAGACCUUCCUCAAACUCUCUGGGAAGUUAAAUGUGCUGAGCAGAGUUUCGCCUACCACCACCCCAGGCUCCAAAUGCUUUGAUUCAGCUCUGUAUUGUAUGUAACCUGUACGAUGGGGCUGAGAUAUCUGAUGUACCCCAUGUGGGAUUGUAUCGUGCUCCCUGUUAUAAAAUGUUAUUAUGCUGUUGGUGAUCUGUAUCUGUCAUCUGUAGGUCAUGUUUUAAAUGAUACAGCAGGGAGCACCAGAAAAGAGUGGAACCAUACCGCCACACUGAAUUGUAUGUCCGUUUCAUGAAAUAAAUGGUUAAAUCGA